GAAUAUUUGACGGGAACGUAAGUAUUAAUCAUGACGGGCCAUGAUCAUGAUGAUGGACAGACAUGACCUGAUGACAGACUGCUUCUCGCCGCCUCCGCUCCGCCCGGGCUCGCACAGGCGCGGCGCGGGAGCGUGCUAGCUCAGCUCAGCCGCCUUCACGUCAGCCGGCCUCGGGAGCAAGCUCGAGUCUUUUUCUGUCAAGGCCCUGUCACAUCGGUGCCGUCACAUCAUUCCAUUUCCAUGCAAGCCUUGCGUGUGACUUGCGGUUUUUGAUAGGUAUUCCUGCUGAUAAGCAUGCUGAAGAAAGCUCAAGAAUGCCACUGGGUAAUCACCAUCCAAAAAAAUCUGCACCACCAUCCUCGGCCGGAUGCAUGCCUCACAAAGAGAGGAACAACUGCAACUUCAACAUAGUCCACAAUGCAUUGUUUCGUACAUCAGAGCAUGCCUUGCCCUCCGAUGGACAACCCCAGCGAGAAAAAAUGACUGACCAAAAUUCACAGAGGUAUGAUGGGACCAGUGCCAUCCCUGUCACAAGCUCUGAUUGCCAUGAUAACAGUGAUGACAGUGAUGAGGAGCUCCCUUCCAUCUUUGCAUCUCGCAGAUUACACGGAACAUCGAGAGAGGGCACUGUGGUAGCAUUAAACUUUCCCAAGGAAGCUAGUCUCUUACCAGGAAACAGGGAAGGGGAGAAGCAUGGUGUGUCCCAAGGAUUAGCACAUGGUAACUCCUGCGCCAACAGGACAAAGUCCUCAAGGGUUUGCCACAUUGACAUAUCCAGUAGCGACAGUGACAGUGAUGAAAAACAUCAGAAGAUAGGUCACCUAGGUAAGCAGACACACCAAGGCAGGAUGAAUGGAGCAAUGACUGUUCACGUAGACUCAGAGUCGUCAUCGGAUGAGGACGACGUCAUCCAACUGGGUCUGCUACAAAGACUAAAGGAGCAGAGGAAGAAGUUCAAGGCAGCCCAGAGCAGCAGUCAGGAAUCGUCUCAAACUUCAUCCAUAUCUUCCUCCAAAAAAACCUCUGCCGUGGAUAGGAAGAUUCGCGAAAAGGUGAAAGAUGCCAUCUUGGGACGUGGACAACCUCACCAAGCUGACCACGCUCUGAGUGAUAGCGACAUUGAGCCUGAAUCCAUAGAGAUGACUGAUCAAACAUCAUCUCAUUAUGAAACAUCGUCCAUGCCAUACACCACCGAGACAGAUAGUCUCGAUUCCCAAACCUUGACAUCGCAGGAGAGCAGUUCAUCUCUUUCGUCGGGUCAUCUAAAAACGAAGAGAACGCCAGAAGAAAUACAGGCUGCCAAGUUGAGAGCAUUGGAGAAGAAGAAAGAGAAGGAGAGACAGAGGCAAGAGAGAUUGAGACUUCAAGAAGCAAAGAAACAACAAAAACAAAGGGAGGCUGAUCAAAGGAAGACACUCAGAGAUGCCAAACGGGCAGAGAAACCAGGGGAAUGCUUGAAGUACAUGACAGUUGUUCUGGACAACCACGUGAUAGAGGAUCCUUGUGGGGCACAGAUCCUGGCUAAGCUUCAGACUCUGGGAUGUAAGUACGUCAUUGAGGCUCAAUCUACCCCAUCAUGCAUCAGGUGGAAGAGGACCGUCAUGGAAACUAAUCUUCUCGGAGAGGACAUUCAGCUUGAUUCUAUGACUCGUAUUAAGGAGGAACCUGAAGCCAUAGUUGUCCUUUGUCCAGCAGAAUUUGUGGAGAUGGUCUAUUCUUACAAAUGUGAGCAGAGAGGUGAAUAUACCGUCGGUCCAAGAACACUAUGUGAUCAUGUGAAAGACAUGCAGAGACAGCUCGGAGGUAUCAUGCCCACGUUGGUGGUACAGGGCAUGGAGAUAUAUUUUAGGUCCAAGAAGACUGUCCACCAAAGACAGUACAGGAGUGCAGUGCUUGGAGUAACGGGUGAAGAGAAUGGGAGAGGCAAGAAAAGGAAGAGGAAACCUGAAGACAUUGAUAUCGUAGUGUCCAGAGUAGAUGUUGAGGAGGCUUUGGUUGAUUUGCAGUUGAAGCUGACAUGCAAUAUGCGAUUUGUAGAGACCAGCGAUCAGAUAGCCGACCUGGUGGCCAUGUUCACCAAAGCUGUGGCUGAAACACCUUUUAAGAGGAAAAGAGACGAGGCUAAGUUUUCCUUCCACGUUCACGUUGACUGGGCCGGUGGGGUCAAGGUGGCCAAGGAUGGCAAGGGACUGCUCAAGGUCUGGAGGCAACAGUUUCAACAGUUCAGGAACGUCAGUCCAGAGAUAGCUGCGGCCAUCGUAGCUCGGUAUCCUUCUCCUCAACUUCUGUGGAAGGCAUAUAAGAAUUGUUCAACGGAAGAUGCUGCUAAAAAGCUUCUCCAAGAUAUUGUGGUGCGUCGUGGAGAGGGCGUCCUAGCAACCUCAAGACGAGUAGGACCUGAGCUGUCGAGACGCGUGUAUCACCUCUUUACUUCUACCAACGGUGAUUUAGUCUUAUGAUGAUGUCCAAAUAUAAAACCGAUUCAAGGAAAGUCACAUUUGCUUUGAUUCUACGCAACCUCUCAGCCGUGCAUUUCUUGUGCAGCACUGUGCAUUUUAGGUGCAUCAUUUUAACCAUAGGACGUAAAAACUGAGAUGCCAUCUGAAAUAUGCGUUCUUCCGAAGAAAGGCUAUGGCUAAGAUCUUGAUGGGCUUACUUUGGCAUGCAUACUAGAUACGCCUGUGAUGCCAUAAUAGAAAAUAGGGGUGAUCUCUUCAUUGGUACGAUACUUGAAUAUUUAGAGAGAAUCCCCCGGAGGGAUUCGAACAACAUUUGUACUUUAAAAUCAUACUGCCGACCCGUUUUCUAAAGCAAAAAAAAAAAAAAAAAUUUGACUGUGGUGUUCUGGACAAUGUAGGCAAUUCGGGUGUUUGCAUAUUGCAAAUACCCUCAAGUGCGCUGCAUGACCGUAACACACUUAUAAAUGUGCAUUAUGUGUUACUUUGAAACAUAAAUUUAUGAUGCAGGGUGUUAGUUUUGGUACAAGAUUCAUGAGACCCGGGUCUUGUAACACAAAGGUUAGCGAUUAAUCGUAUGCUUGAUUUUCACGAUCGAUUGUACACUGUAGUCAAUGCAAUCAAUCGUUAAAUGUGUCUACGAUCAUUGCUAACCUUUGUGUUACGGGCCCCAGAUCAAAGUCUAGGACUUGGGGUUAUUGAAAGCAUAUGAAAACCCAAAGUAAAUGAAAAUUCUGAGUUUGGUUAAAUUUGUACUGUUCUAAUUCUUAUCACACUUUUCGGAUAGUUUGCAUGAUAGACAGAUUUAAAGUAAAUAAGCCAUUUGCAAAUUGCCUACCAUUCGAUAUCUCCAUGGUUCGGGACUUGCGUUCCCCUUUAAAUUUAUAAACAUAUCUUCAAUUCUGACGCUAAAUGAAUCUUACUCCAUUUUUUGUAGGUAGUUCAUUGAAUCGAAAGCUGCCUUCUGUGAAUGUGACCCUUCUUUUCAGUAAAGAUAGUUUUGUAUCAAGAAAUUUGAGGCUUUUAAAUUUGGCCAAUUAGUAUUAUCUCAAAAUCGUUCAUGUACUCAUAUUUUUACCCCAAAGUAUCCAAACCUACAUGUAUCCAAUAAACCAGCAAAUGAAGGUUUGUGAAAAUUUAUUUAAGAUGUGAAACCUAAAUUUCCAUUUUGAACAUUUUAUCAUAACAUGUGUUUUUUUUUCCUAACAUGUAAAUCCAUUACAUAUGCCGAUCAUGUACAUAAAAUACAAGACCAAAAUGUCGGUUUUAAUAAACUGCCAUUGCCAAAGAAAAAUGUGUACAUAAGUUUUAAAGGUUUUAUCAAAAACAUGCUUGUGAGAUUGUAAUGGAUGUCUUUGUUACAUUACGCAAAAAAAGGAAUACCAGCAAACAAAAUAAUUUCAUCGUACUAUAAAAAUGACUUUCUGAAGAUUUCCUUUGUACUGCUUUUGCGGAGAAAAAGCCAUUGUUCCUAAUUAAUUUGAAAUCUGGUACUGUACGCAGUUCAUUAUGUGCAGAGAUGUUGAAAACAUUAAUAUGUUAUGGGCUCAAGUACCACCCGAGAUCAAGUCCUUAUGUUUCCUUCCUCAACCGAAUGUGUUACCAUGGCAACAGACAUUUCAUAGACGAUAUUAUAUCAAGAAAUGUCACUGUAUUCAUGUUUUCCAAGUUAUUAUGGGGGAAAUGUUUAUCAGAGAAAUGGCACAGACGCAACAACUUAGGUUUCCUGAAAUACCUUCAACCUUAAAAGAUAUUAGAUAGUUGUGAUAAAACAAAUGGUGGCACUAUACAAAUGCCCAUUGUUAUUAUUUGCUGUAUAAUAAUGCAUAUUACAUAUCUACUCGGACUUCUGGUAGAUGUAUAUUGGCCCAGGAACAAGUUAUAAACAAAGCCAUACAUUAUCAUUAUGGAACGAAUGCUGUGGAAGGAUUGGUUAGCCGGAUAAAACAUCAAACACCUGUGUUUCUUUUUUCCUGAUAUUCAGGAAGUGUUGGCUAAUCCCUGUUGAAUUUACACAAAAAGGAAAUGGUGUUCCGUCUUUAUAACAACCAUGGAGGAACACGAUCCCUUGACUUUUACCUUAAUUGAUAGGGUAUUUCCUUGUAAUUUAGCAGCUUGGACAAGUGUCAGUGUGUGAUAUGUUGAAUAAAAUAAAUAUAACUGAAGUGUGACAUCACUUAUACAUUUUUGCGUUUCAGAUUUUUUUAUAUACCUAGAUGUUUUCCGUGUAUUAGUGGUCCAGCUUCUAAAUGUUUUGAACCAGGCCAAUAAUACAUUGACUUCAGUGGGGCUAAUUAUGUAUUCAAGAGGUCAUAUCUUGGGCCCAAAUGAAGUGAUUCCCACCAAAUUUGGAUUGUGGAUGUAUUUCACCAUGUUCUACCGAAAUAUGGUAUCAAACAUGCUGAAAUGAAGAAAAAAAUGUGACAAUCACUAUGGAACUCCAUUGUGAAUGGAAAGAAGGACGACUAGUCUUCACUGAUGAAUUCAUUUUGUGUGUUAAUAAUUCAGAUUUAUUGUCAGAGUACUGAGUAGUAAUAAUUUUGAGAUUUUUUUUUCUAGUUUAUUCUUAUUUUGGACAAUUGCUAUAAACCUGUCAUGUGCCUUCCUAUUCAUAUUUUUCCACUUCAUCAUUUAAACCAUUUUUUAGAAAAAAUUGUAUGAAAGAAAAGUUAUACAGAAAUGAAAUGGCCCUCCAUUACCAGUAUUGACUAUUUUAUAUUUGUGAAAUAUUGAAGUAUUGGAAUUAUAAGCUGGGUAUCUUAGUUCAGAGUAAUUCUUUGAAUUUAGAAAAUUUGGAGAAAAUGUCUUAUAUUUGAGAUCAAAUGAUUUUUCAACUUUUUUAUUUAAUUUCAUUGUUAUUGCAAUUACGACCAGUAAUUCCUUUUUAGUAUUUUUUUCUUUGUUGCCAUUUAAAGAGGUCAUUAUGUUCCAGAAUUUAAACCUGCAAUUUUGACCUUUAUCAUUUGAAAUUUGAAUCAAAGUAUUGGAUGAACUUGUGCUAAAUGGAAAUGGGCAUUGUUUGCAUUACGUGAAGAAUCUAAAGUUUCUUGUUUUUUCAUUAAAUCAUCCAUGAUCUAUUAACUAAAAUUAAAAAUCAGCAAAUUUGCUUGUAUGAAAAAAAAACCCUGUCUUUUUGCAGGAUAUACAAUCAUCCAUCAAUUGAUGAGACAAUCAAUUGAUUUAAAGUUUGAACUUUUCAGAUAUUUCCCAAAAUAAAAUAGUGCUCUAGCUUUGAGAUCUCAAUUUCUCAAUCAUUUUAUUCUUUGUUUCACUGAUGACUUUGAAAGAUGUAUGAUUUUAAAGAUCAUCUUAGUUUAGAAACCAUAUGUUUCAAAUGUCAAUGAAAUGUAAGUCGUAAAAAAGACAACAAAUUGUGACCUUUAUUUGCAACACCAAAUAUGUUAAUUUAUUUAUAUGGUUUCAGCAAGAUUAAUUCCAUUAUUAAAAGAUGUCAAACUCAGGGCAUGAUGUAUUUAUGUUCUUAUUCUGAUGUAGUACAUGUAUCCUAUUGUGUUAUAAAUGUAUGCAGAUAUUUAUUCAUCAAAUAUACCUUGUUUUCUUUA
Molecule: messenger RNA, 6019 nt
Organism: Lytechinus pictus (painted urchin)
Lineage: Eukaryota; Metazoa; Echinodermata; Echinoidea; Temnopleuroida; Toxopneustidae
Product: crossover junction endonuclease EME1-like
Exons: 13
Coding region: 315-2459 (714 amino acids)
Biological process (GO): replication fork processing; resolution of meiotic recombination intermediates; double-strand break repair
Cellular component (GO): nucleus; Holliday junction resolvase complex
Molecular function (GO): ubiquitin binding; DNA binding; crossover junction DNA endonuclease activity
Source: RefSeq, a predicted model, not a curated record